AUGUCUUCAACUCGGACCGAAGCCGUACAGCUGAUCCGUCAAUGCUUUGCAGAAGAAGAGAAAAACCCGCCAGUUCCUCGAACGACGGACGAUGUUCCGAUCUCUUACCAAGCGAUGACCCCAGAAUGGAUAUCCGCUGUUUUGGGGCCGUAUUACGAAGGCGCGAGAGUGAAGAACUUCUCACUAGGACCCAAGGACAAUGGCACAUCGAAUCGUCGACGAGUCUAUCUCGAAUGGGAGGGCACCUCCACCAAGACUCCUCCAAAGUCUGUGUUUUGUAAAGCGGCUCAUGCUCUUAACAACCGACUCACGUUGUUCAACGGCGGGACAAAGAGCGAAGUCCAGUUUUACAAGGACAUUCGACCUCUCCUUGAUAUAGAAGCGCCGCGUUCUUAUUUCACUGCUUACGAUCCGAAAUCCUGGGCCUCCAUUAUCAUGCUCCGCGAUAUGGAUCCGCGUACACAAUUUUGCUCGCACAGGACAGUUUUGUCAAAGGAUCAGUUUGCACAACAGUUCCAGCUUUUGGGCAAGCUUCAUGGCACUUUCUACCAAUCUACCAAGGAGGUUUUCAACCAGAUCACUACCAUCAAGGAGAGGUUUAACAACCUUCUUGCAACCGUGGAUUUCGAAUCGGCAGCUCGCAAUGGGUUCAGCGCCGCAAAGGAGGUCAUACCACCUGACGUGUUUGCCCGUGAAGACGAAGUCUGGGCUCUAACUCUCAAUGCGUUGGAACGUUGCGCCUCUCUACCACCGACACUGAUCCAUGGGGAUGUACAUCUAGGCAAUUGGUACAUUACUCCUGAAGGAAAUAUGGGUCUAACUGACUGGGCCGUCCUCUCGCGUGGACACUGGUCCCGCGAUGUUGCUUACGUGUUGGGAACUGGCGUUUCGCCGGAGAAACGGCGAGAAUGGGAGCAUGAAAUGGUGCAAUUUUACAUUGAGGAACUGGCAAAGGCGGGCGGACCCUCUGUAUCGGCCGCAGAAGCCUGGCCAGAGCUUCGGAGGGCCUCGUUUCUGGCUCUGUCAUAUUGGACAAUCACACUGACCCCGUCCUCUAGCAUGCCUGAUAUGCAGCCCCAAGACACCACGCUCGAGUUCAUCCGCCGUCUGACAGCGUUCAUGGGCGAUCAUCAAGUCUUCGAGUCUUUCGCGUAUAUAUAG
Molecule: messenger RNA, 1161 nt
Organism: Cladophialophora psammophila CBS 110553
Lineage: Eukaryota; Fungi; Ascomycota; Eurotiomycetes; Chaetothyriales; Herpotrichiellaceae
Exons: 2
Coding region: 1-1161 (386 amino acids)
Source: RefSeq, a predicted model, not a curated record